AAUUUUGUUACAGACGAGCGAAAAAUCUGUCCAGGCAAAGUCACUCUCCUUCCAAUCCUUCCGCCUCAAUCUCUUGAAACGAAUCGAGGCGGAUGGAAACGGAUGGAAACUCAUGUGCAUGCCAUCAGCUAAAAGGAGGACGGGAGGGCGAAAGUCAAGUCAUUUCGUCUUGCCGCGCUGCAUCGCGUCACUCGGACAGACAGACAGACAGACAGACAGACAGGCAAGCAAGCAAACAGUCAGUCAAUCAUUCGUCACUGCUUCUCCUUUUCCCUCCUCCCGUCAACUCCCUCGUGUCAUCUGUCAGCGUGUGAUAGCAUGAGGAAUAUCGCUUGGUGAACAUUCCUUAUUGAUGUUAUGUCUCUGUUAUUGACUAAGCUGCUUUAAGAAAUUUUUUAUAUGGUUUUAAGUCCUUUUGCCAAGUGUAGGUAUCCUUUUUUUAUUCCAUUGAGUCAUAGUGAAGUGGAAACUCGCCCCAUAACCAGCUCGUCUUUUGCGAACGUCAUAUAACAAGUCCUCUCUAACUACCACAACUACCAUAACCACUACCACUACAACAACUAUUAUCCAAGUUUCCACUACCACCAAUAUUACCAAUCCAUCAACAAGUCCCUUCUUAUCUCGCUUGUGUCACUACUCACUGUUCAGCGCGUGAUAGCCUAACUUGGAAACUCGUAACUAGUUCGUCAUUUUUCAACCAGUCCUAUAAAAAGUUCUUUCUUACGAACCACCACAACCAUCAUCACCACUACCACAACAGCAAUCAAUAUCCUGGUCUUCACUAUCUCCUCCAUCCUCUCUCCAUCUUAACAAGUCAUUUUUUUUACCCCGCUAACUACCACCAGCGUAACAAUAUCACCUUCGCAGCAGCCACUAUUUACCAGCCUCGCGCGCGCCCUCUGUACGCGCGUCUUGAUCUUGAAGCCUUCAGUCCACAAACACCCGACUUUCGCCAUGGAUCCCGGCAGGCUCUUCCAAAUCAUCACCAACAGCACGCUUCUGGCCACGCGCCUCCUCCCUGCGGGCCGGACCUCCUCGCUGCACUUUUCGUCUCCCCGCUACUGCGCCGCGGUGCCCGAGGACCUUUCGCCGGGCGCCGCCGUCCUCGCCGUGUCGGCCACGCACGCCCAAGGGGUGGAUGUGAGCUACAGCAUCACUGGCGGCAACGAGCAGGGCCUCUUCAGCGUCCAUCCCCGCUCCGGCACCGUCAGCCUCGCCGGGGCCCUCGACCACGAGCUCUGUGAGAAGCACGAGUUGGAGGUGACAGCCGAGAGUGGGUCUGAGGCGGCGGUCUCUGUGGUGUUGGUGAAGGUUGUUGACGUGAACGACAACCCGCCGACGUUCCUACAGCCCGAGCCGCGCGUCUUGCUGGUGGAGGAGGACGACAGGGACCUGCCCGCCACGAUUGCCAGGGUGGAGGCGGUGGACGCGGACGAGUGUGACGCCGGUCGGCUGGUGUACCGUGUCGGCGGUGACGGGGCGGGGCAGCCGAGCGAUGGGGAGGGCGCCUUCUUCACCAUCAACGCCCGCACGGGGGACCUCAUACAGCUGAAGGCGCUGGACAGGGACCCGCCACAGGGGAGGGGCGUGUGGAGGCUGCGGGUGGAGGUGCAUGACGGCCAGUGGGCUGACGGGGGUGGCGGGGGUGACGACGCCGCCACUGCCAUCCCCUACCACUACUCCCGCAGUCACCCGCACCUGCAGGCGUCCUGGGGCCACCGGGAACCUGGCCCAGACCCGUCACCCACAGAGGAGACCAAAGGAAUCGGGCGCGGCCAUCACGGCAGGAGAAAGCGUGACCCUGGCCCAGACCCUUCACCUGCUGAGCCUAAAGGAACGGGGCGGGACUCGGGGCAAGGCUGUCACGGCAGAAGGAAGCGUGGUGUGUCGCAUCCCAUGAAUGGCAGUGUUUUGUUAUCAGAUGCCGAGACUCAAGGCUCGAGGGAAACAAUAGUACAAAGAAAAAACACGGAACAAAAGGGUAAGAUGAAGGGAUAUGCCUGGGAACGCUUGAAAAGUAUCAGUGAUGGGAAGCGACCCGGCACUGGAUUUCCAAAGCAACACAAACUCCAGAAGCCAGUCACGAUGGGAGAAAAAGCCCAUGGCGGAAAAGGGUUGUCAGGAUGUAGUGAAGAUGUUGCUUAUACCAUCAACAACCAGAUUCACAUCUUUUCAUCGGGGCAUGCCAGUGAAAGCAGCCUUGGAGCACGCCAUGCAGAGGUUCCCUGCAAUCCUGGAAGGAUGACUGACGGGGUGCAGACGAGACAGUGGGAAGAGCGGCUCAAAGAUGGAGAUGGAGGGCACCUUACCCCCGUCACUGAAGAGGCACACACGACGAGUGGCGUCAGAGAGUUGCAAACCCUCCUGAUGCCUGUUGUCGACGAUGCCCACGAGGUUACGGGGCAGAGGACGCGUCGGGGAUGGCCAUUUAUAGAGAAAGUAAAAGGGAGAAACCUAAGACCACAAGAAGGAGAAAGACAACUUGCCGCGCUGCCGUCGCCUCGUGCACAUGAUUACGCCGCCACCAGCCAGACCACCACGAGUAAGGACGGAUUAACGCCUGCCACGCCGCCCCUCACUGCAGAAAUGGGUUACGGCCAACAAGGGGACAUCUCAAAAAGUCAAACAAGAGCAAGUCAAAGUAUCAAGCACUCCUUCGUCGGACGCUCCUCUCCAUACGUGUAUGUUGAUAGAGUCCAUCGAGACGUCUCAAGGUACUCAACGGACACACAAGCAGCAGAGGACGGCGAGUGUGACGCAGGGGUGACCUAUUGUGCUAGUGGUGGUGGCGGGAGGGUGCACGUCGUGGGGACAGUGGUGACGGUGGUGGUGAAGGACAUCAACGACAACGCGCCUGUCUUCCUCAACGACACCGUGGUCGGGAGCGUACCGGAGAAUGCCGCCGCGGGGACGCCGGUGGUGAUGGUGACGGCGAGGGACGCAGAUGACGCAGAGGACGGGAGCAACGCGCGGCUCAUCUACGACAUCGAGAAGAACGUGGUGGUCGAGGCUUCCGGCGCCGCCCUCUUUAGCGUGGAGCCUCACACCGGCCUCAUCACGACGACGCGCUGCUGCCUGGACAGGGAAGAAACGCCCGAGUACCGUCUGCAGGGGAUGUGACCUGAUGUAUGAGUGCUGAAGAGUGAGCAUGUGAGGGAGAAUGUGGC
This is a messenger RNA of Eriocheir sinensis (Chinese mitten crab), 3167 nucleotides long. RefSeq names its product protocadherin-16-like. Lineage: Eukaryota; Metazoa; Arthropoda; Malacostraca; Decapoda; Varunidae. Gene Ontology annotation, molecular function: calcium ion binding; cadherin binding. The transcript is spliced from 7 exons. The record is from RefSeq and is a predicted model, not a curated record. Gene Ontology annotation, cellular component: adherens junction; catenin complex; plasma membrane. Gene Ontology annotation, biological process: cell morphogenesis; calcium-dependent cell-cell adhesion; adherens junction organization. The coding region runs from base 955 to 3120 and encodes 721 amino acids.